AGUCAGACCUUUGCGGAGGUUAAUACAUUUCAGGCUGUCUCUCGCCGUAACGCUAGCACGAUCCCACCAGCUAUCGCUCCACUUUUUCAAUAUGCGUCUGACUGUUAUUUCACGCAAGGGUUGCAGUUUUCUAUGGAGGCCUUACAUGGAGCUGGUCUCUCAUGGCCGCUUGUCUUCGUAGCGUCUGGUGUGGCACUAAGGAUAGCGUCAUCUCCUCUGCACAUUUUCGCUGAAAAAUUGUUUGCUCGAAGACUACAUGCUCAAAACUUUUUCACUGAAGGGAUAUUGAAGAAGCUGGGCGAACACUACAAGAUUGAAGUAGUUCCUAACGCCACGAGAUCGAAACUGGAACUGAAAACAAAAGACUAUAAAAUUAUUGCCCAUUCCGAGAAAUUGUUCCUCAGGUAUCUCGGUGAACACGGUCUGCAGGCUACUCGCAUACAAAACCUCAAGAUGUGCACAAUUCCUCUGUGGAUAUUUUCCUCAUUCGCCAUAAGGAACGUUAUCAGCUCAGAUUUUCAUCCCAGCAUCGCCGGUGGGCUUUGGAUUCCCGACAUGCUCGUUCCUGAUCCUUACUUUAUUUUACCCAUUGCAGUAGGAGUUUUCGGGUUCUUGAACCUU
Messenger RNA from Ostertagia ostertagi, 621 nucleotides. NCBI's taxonomy places the organism in Eukaryota, Metazoa, Nematoda, Chromadorea, Rhabditida, Trichostrongylidae. The record is from the annotation of a GenBank genome assembly.